GAGACAGAGACAGAGCGACUCCCCUUGCAAGACCUGCUCAUUUCACUUCUCCAGCUGCAUUCUGUUACAUGCAAAUCACUAAUUCCACAAACUCCAAAGACUCUUCGGACUCCUCAAGGUGCUCCAAGUCCUCUAGGUCUUCAAAGUCUUCACAGUUUUUCAAGUGCCCCUAGCUGAGGGUUUUUAACUACGCUGUGGGGAGAUUGAGCUUCAAGACUCUAAGGUAUUUUGGAUCAUCUAGACCUGCGCAGGAGGGAAGAAUACUGAGCAACAAUGGAUCGACCCCCUGUGCCCACCCUCCACUGGAGACCUGCCAUUCUUACCCUGACCCUGACCCUGGCUCUGGAGUUGGUGCAUGGCUCAGCUUCUGAAUACAGCAGAGAGCGCCGCUACGUUCCGCAGCCAAAGUGCAUAGAAAUCCCCACCGACUUGCGGCUGUGCCACGGCGUGGGCUACGAGAAGAUGCUGCUGCCCAACCUGUUGGACCAUGAGACAAUGGCUGAGGUGCGGCAGCAGGCAGGCAGUUGGGUGCCGCUGGUACACAAGAACUGCCAUCCGAGCACCCAGGUAUUCCUAUGCUCACUAUUCGCACCCGUGUGCCUGGACCGCCCCAUCCCACCAUGCCGCUGGCUGUGUGAGGCAGUGCGUGACAGCUGCACGCCCAUCAUGGAGGCCUUCGGCUUCCCCUGGCCAGAGAUGCUCACCUGCGACAAGUUCCCGGAGGGCGACGUGUGCAUUGCCAUGAAUGACACAGUGACUCCCCAGCCAUCAGGUCCCUCGCCGCUCUGCCCACCAUGUGACAAUGAUAUGAAAGCAGAAGCCAUCCUUGAGCAUAUGUGUGCCAGUGAGUUUGCCAUCAAGACCAAGGUCAAGGAAGUGAAGCGGGAGAACUCAGACCGCAAGGUGAUCCUGCAGAAGCGGAGGAAGGUGAUGAAGCUUGGCAAUCUGAAGAAGAAGGACCUCAAGAAGCUGGUCCUCUACCUGAAGAAUGGAGCCGACUGCCCCUGCCCACAGCUGGACCACCUGGCCAACAUUUACCUCAUCAUGGGCCGCAAGGCUGAUCAGCAGUACCUACUGACAAGCAUCCACAAGUGGGACAAGUCCAGCAAGGAGUUCAAGAAGGCCAUAAAGAAGCUGAAAUCCCAUAAGUGCCCAACCUACGAAACGGUCUUCAAAUGAUCCCUUCUUGUGUAAAAUCUUGCUGUUUGAAAGGACUUGCACAAAAAACAACCUGAAACAUUUUUUUUAAUUGUCCUUGUUUUCUUAAGUAUAUAUUAUAAAUAUACAGAUUUUACUCUUUUAGCGCCUUAAUGUCUGAUUUUAACUCUGUCACUGUUUAUUUUUGAUUGAUGGUAUUACACCAUGUAAACUUGCACAGGUAUGACUGAGUCUAACAUCUGAAGUUGAUUUGAUGGCUUUUGCAAAUAUUUUGAUCUGAAACAUGACUUUAUAGUUUGUUCAGUGGGCGGCAAAUGCUUCUCUGAGGCCCAGAAGUCCUUACCACAGAACCACCUACCACAAGAAUUUUGAGUGUUGCUGUUGUUGCAAAUAAAUAAAUAAAUUUAAAGAAAUUAAAAAAAAGAAUUUCCAAAGAAAUGCCAAAAGGUAACGUCAGCACUGAAUUUACCCUGUUUAUUAGUCGGAUUACCUCGAGAUGCCUUUUCAGCUCUACAUUUUGCAAAAUCCUCUGCAUGAGGGAGGUGUGGCAUAGGGCUUUUAUUUUGUCUGUGAAAUUCAGUUUGCAAACAAUGUCCAAUUUCCUUAGAGCCACCAUUAAAUUUCCUGUAGUGUAUAUUGAAAAAAAGCAUAUUCUAUCAGAGCAGGGUUAAACUGAUGGAUGUUAUAUAUAUUUGUAUUUCGUGUAUUACAAAAGAACCAUUUAAAAUAGCACAAAUAUAGCACAACGCCGAUAAAUGCUGAUAUCUUUAGAUACCUUUAUUUUUGUGUUUGCUAUUUUUCAAGAAUUUACUGUGAGUUUAUUUACGCUUAAUUUUCUCGCUAAGGGCUUGAACUCAUUAAUUCAUGCUGCACUAUGAUGUAGUUGGAUAUUUCGGGAGGGUUUGCUUUCAUUUUUUCGGCCUGUUUGUUUAUGUUUGUUAUAAAUUGCCUCACAAUACUGUGAAACACUGUUAAACAUUUAUUCUGCCUUGGUAACAGAAUUUUUGUGCUUAAUUGUUUAUUCCAGAUGUUUCUCAGUUCAUGUACUGAUAGUUUUGAACUGGUGCUUUUGGGAAGAUGUGCUCUUUGCUUUUUAUCUUAUGUGAAACGUCAACAACAGUUAUAUUCAAUAAGAAAAGCAAAGAAAAUGAAAGUAACCAGUUCCUGGCAUUCCUGCAACUCUGUUAGUAUUUGACAUGCAAAAUAGAAAGAAUGUAAUUUGCUAUUAUGAAAGAUUUAUGCCACAGUUCAAUGAAGGCAAUGGAAACACCUCUCUGACAUGGAAGAAGCUGUCCAAUCUGGUCAAUAAUAAUUUUUAAUAAUCAUUAUUCAUUAGCAGAGAGGUUAAUAUAGCUCAUCCUUUCUACUUUCAUCUGUUACCAUCAAGAACUAGUAGGUAGUGACUUCAAUAUGUAAUUCCAGGAUAGCAUUUGCUUGAAUGUUGGUGAGAGCUUGAAUACCUGUAGAUUACUAAUACUCCUCAAUGUAAUAUUAUUUUAAUGAUCCAAAAAGAAUUGCUGUUUAAUAGUUACACCAUAAAAAAAUGUACUCAUUUACUAUUCCUUAAUCAAGUUAAUAAACUGUGGUGUGAGCCUCACCAGCCAGCCUUCAGCAGUAUUUUGUCAAACAAAAAAGCAAAGACCAAAAACACCAGUCAUGACUCCAGAGAAAGGUAUUGAAUGUACACAGCUCAGAUGUGGUCAUGUUCACUGUCUUGUGUUUCACCAUCACUGGUUGGGUCAGUGGAGGUCGGAGGGUGGGGUAGUUGUAAUAUAACUGAAGAUGGACUGUGUGUUUCAGGCUGUUAGCAUUGUGUAGUGUCACCAGUGCUCUGUUUGGUCUGAGGUUUCAUGAAAUUGCGGCUUGUGUCUCACGCUGCCUAUCACUAUGUACAUAACAAUUCUAGCCAUAAUAUAAAUGAGAAGA
This is a messenger RNA of Scleropages formosus (Asian bonytongue), 3084 nucleotides long. RefSeq names its product secreted frizzled-related protein 1-like. Gene Ontology annotation, molecular function: Wnt-protein binding. NCBI's taxonomy places the organism in Eukaryota, Metazoa, Chordata, Actinopteri, Osteoglossiformes, Osteoglossidae. The record is from RefSeq and is a predicted model, not a curated record. The transcript is spliced from 4 exons. Gene Ontology annotation, biological process: canonical Wnt signaling pathway; non-canonical Wnt signaling pathway. Bases 274 to 1179 code for a protein of 301 amino acids.